Messenger RNA from Caenorhabditis elegans, 3079 nucleotides. RefSeq names its product C2 domain-containing protein (gene tmem-24). Gene Ontology annotation, molecular function: diacylglycerol binding. The record is from RefSeq and is marked reviewed. NCBI's taxonomy places the organism in Eukaryota, Metazoa, Nematoda, Chromadorea, Rhabditida, Rhabditidae. Bases 42 to 2741 code for a protein of 899 amino acids. The transcript is spliced from 15 exons.
UUACUGGCCUUGCUCUUAUCCAAAAGGCCGUUGUUCCUAAGAUGUUGUCGGGAGAACGAUUCGAAUCGCUUCUAAAAAGUCCGAAGCAUCAUGCCAAACAAUUUCAAGAAAAAGUGUUAAAUGCCUAUAAUUAUGCCAUUCAACUCUAUACAGAUGCCAUCGAAUCCGAAACAUUUGCUACCUACGGCCAACUUAUUCUUCCACUUGCAGUUCUAGUAUCCGUAGUUCUUACUAUUCUACUAUGCAGCGUUAUAUGGAAAAUCCUAUACUACACAAGUUUCCUACAAGUUUUGGGUUGGCUGUUUGGAGAGAUGCUGUGGGUGAUCCUUUCAUGGGGUCUUGUCGCAGUUCUCUGCUACUUUGCCCUAAACCAUCUUGGAUCCACCGGCGAAGCUGCUCAUACAUCAUCCACAUUCGGCAGUUCGGUCUCUGGAAACGGUGUUGCAAACGGCGGAACUCAUACCUCAAGCGGCGAAUGGUCGAACGAAAUAGUUUCAUGGCUUUACUCAAACUUUCACAAAGUGCCCGCUCCCAUGGAUGCGUGGAUUAAAUCAUUGAACGAGGCCGCUAAAAAAGUGACAUCUCCGACAAAAUGUGAAGUGCUUUUCGAGGGAUUUGGAGAUCACAGCGAUGUGCUACAACCACCAAAGAUUAGUAAUGUGCGAGUUGAACACGGACCACGAGAUCAUUUGACUGUCCGCUCUAACGUGCAUCUGCCAUGUGUAAAACUGCGGUUGGUCUCUUCACAACGAACUCCCGAGAGAAUGAUAGUUUCAAAUUACGACGUUUCGAUUGUCGAUUUGAGAGGAGAGGUGGAAUGUCGAAUGGCUUGCAUUGCAAACCAAUUGUACCUGAUGGGUUGUUUCAGUGGACGACCGGAAAUGGAUAUAGAAUUGAGGAAUACCGAUCCGAAUGCUCAAUAUCAAGUGUCUAUUCCAAUGGUUGAAGAAAGCAUCAGAAGAUGCCUGUUGUCGGCGGUUACUAAUAUCAACUUAUCUGAAGAGAUGCCAGAAGAGAGAAAUACAUUUGCUGACACUUUUAGCAGAACUAUCUAUAAUCCACCAACCCAUUCCCCAUCUGGAACAAUGCGCAACUCGUACAACAACUAUGACACCAACCUUCACGUGGACGCUUAUGGUACCCAAUCUUCUCAUAGAAGCAAUAGUCCAUCUGGGGAUGUUCCUGAGAUGUUCAAAAAAUUAAACGAAUCUCAUUUGAUCAGUCCAUCCUAUAACACAAAUUCUAUUCCAAAUAAAAUGCGAAUCAAAGUCAUCAAAGCAAGUCGCCUUGGGAGAGAAGUUUCUCAACCGUUUGUAAAUGUUGAAAUGGAUGAGCCAGCUCAAAAAUACUCAACCACAAAGGGAAUCAAUGCAAAUCCGUUUUGGGAGGAAACUUUUGAUUUCGAUUUGACCCCUGCAACUGAAGAAAUUCUUUUCGAAAUCUACGAGGGAAAUGACAAGCUUCACAUGAACGACGAUGAAGGAUUCUUGGGUCUAGCUAUUGUUAACUUUGAGGAAAUCAGAAGAAGUGGGGAGACCGUUCACUCUUUGAAACUUCAAGGAAGACCAUAUCGAAAAGAUGCGAUCAGUGGAGAGAUCACUGUUCAGUUUGACUUCUUCUAUGACCCAAAUUUGUUGACUUCUGGAAAACUGACAGACACGGUUAAAGUUACAAAUCCAAACGGUUCUGAAUUCCGAGAGACACUUACAACGCAUAGAAGACCGAUAUAUGACCCACACGACAACUUUGAUGGUCAUGAGCCAAUUGUACCUUCAAAAACUACCACUGUGACAGUUAAGACAGUCUCUCAGACUCUCAAGGAAAAGCCUACUAUUCAAUCAGUUCAUGGGUCACUUGAAAAUGCUGUUGAUCCGGCAACGCAGAAAAUUCUUGAUCGCCAAUUCAAAAACCACAAUGACCCGAAGACUCGCGAGCUUGAGGCAAAACUUCAAUCAGUUGCGCAGAGCAUGUCUGCGUCUAGUACUUUAGAUAGACCAUCCAAAAAUGGAAACAAUGGGCAAUAUUAUCGUGAUCAAACAGCGCCACCCGAGUUUCAUGAAGAACUGGAUGUUAGACAGAGCAGAGACAAGUCGAAGAAGGCUCCAACAGAGAAACGAGAUCGUUCAUUCUUCGGUGAACUGAAAGAUAGGCUCAGUGGUAGACGAGGCAGAAGUCAAAAAAGAUCAAAAUCAGUCGACGUAGAGAAUAAUCAGCUGUUGGAAGAAGCAGUAUCUCUACCACCAUCUAGAGAUCCUAGCAGAACUCGAUAUGCAGUUUCAUCAAACGACAAAUAUCGGGAGACGCAUUCGGUCGGAGGAAGAAGUGGAGAGUCUACGAAGAGUUUGUAUCAGCAUAGCACACUUAUUCUUGAGUUAGAUCAGGAUAAACAAGCAAAAUACUUCCUCAUCCCUCCAGCAAUGCUCAAUGAGCCAGCUGCAUCUCGAUUAAUGAGGAAAGGAAAGAAACUUCACAUCUACAACGAUCAUACAUUUGUUGCCGUCAAAGUAAAAGGCGGUGCCACGUGCAAUGUGUGCCAGCAAAGGAUUCGAAGCAGUUUUUCCAAGCAAGCUUAUCAGUGCAGAGACUGCAAAAUGGUAUGCCAUAAAACUUGUCACUACAAAACCGAUGCAUUCUGCACUCAGAGUAAUGUUUCCAAACUGCAAAUAGCAAAAGACGUCGAUUGGGCUCACUUCCUCAGUCAUUAUCAAUUGGAAGAAUUUAUUUCCAGUGAAGGAUUAUAAUCAAUAAAUAAAAAUAAUCAUAAAAAACUCACACUUGCCUUCUGUCAUUCAUUCUUUUUGAUUCAUAUUUUCCCCCAAUUUUUCCCAAAUAACUCGUUUUUCCUACUAGUUAUGUUUUGCUCAACUUCUCAAUUGUUUCAAAUUUAGAAUUAACAUAGUCUAAAAAGUUUUAAAAUUCACCUCCUGUUCAUUCUUGAAAAUUCAUUCAACUGGAGGAUAAACUCCAAAGAUGUAUUCUGAGUAAACAUUCAGAAAAUAUCAUUUUCAUUUGGAGUUGGGCUCUUCCUUGAUUUAAUGAAAAAAAAAACCUCAAUUUGAAAUAAAUUAUUUUCAAUAUU